Cyprinodon variegatus (sheepshead minnow) is the source of this 1321-nucleotide messenger RNA. It is a transcript of the gene nanp, whose product is annotated as N-acetylneuraminic acid phosphatase. The transcript has 2 exons. The coding region runs from base 52 to 783 and encodes 243 amino acids. Gene Ontology annotation, molecular function: hydrolase activity. Lineage: Eukaryota; Metazoa; Chordata; Actinopteri; Cyprinodontiformes; Cyprinodontidae. The record is from RefSeq and is a predicted model, not a curated record.
UAAAGCUGUGUUUUUUUCCUGAUAAGCUUUGAAUGACGGCGUGCUUCAGCUAUGGAGGCUAAAUCUGUGAAAGCGAUCCUGUUUGAUUUGGACAACACGCUGAUAGAAACCAGUGGAGCUGGAGAAGUGGCUCUACAGAAGACCAGGGAGCUUCUGAAGUCCAAACUGAGCCUGGAUGACGAUGCAAUCUGCAGCAUUUUCGACAAAUUCAAGCUGAAGCUGCUGCAUGAGAGUUCUGAUCGGUUACCCGGAACCUCCCAAGAUGACGUCCGCGUCUGCCACUGGGAGGAAAGCAUAGCAGAGACUAUAGGAAGGUGCUCCAUAUCCGACCUGGCUUCUCAGUGCUACUAUAUGUGGAAGAACAGUCGGCUGGAGGUCCUGUGCCUCACCCCUGAGGUGCGCAGCCUUCUGAAGCAACUCCGCAGCCGAUACAAGCUGCUGCUGCUCACCAACGGGGACGCUCAGACUCAGAGGGAAAAGGUGGAGGCGGUCAAGUGCGAGGAGUUCUUUGAUGCUGUAGUGAUCGCCGGAGAUCACGCCGAGCAGAAACCCUUCCCGUCCAUCUUCCAGCUGUGUUUCGACCAGCUGGAGGUGGAGGCGCAGGAGUGCGUCAUGGUGGGGGACAAUCUGGACACAGACAUCCAGGGGGGCUUUAACGCUGGGGUUCGGGCCACCGUGUGGAUUCACAGAGCAGAGAGGACCAGCUUAGACGGUCCAGUCAAACCAGACUACACCAUCCCUACUGUUCUGGACCUGCCGGGUAUCCUGGCACAGCUGCAGUAAUUUAGAGGAUUCUAAUAUUUCUCUAGAUUUGUUUACAGAGGUUUUAUACUGCAUUACCAACUUUUUGUGUGUUUAUUUUAGAAGAAACUUCAUGGAGGAAGUGUGAAUGUUGUUAUUGUCACCAGGGGGCGUAUUUCAUUUUCAGUUUUGAUUGUUUGAAGGGGGUUGGUAUUAUUUAAAGUCAAACAGGAUUCUUCAGCUGUUAAUGAGAGGAGGGAACAAUUUUCUACUGGGUUUGGUUUGGAUUAAUGUUGAAUUUAUGCAUUUAUUUAAAGACAAUUAUUCAAACUAUGGAAAUUAUGUUAAUAAAUGAAUUUAUUAGAAGUCAAAGUUCGAGCCUGAACGCCUUCAGGAAUAGCAGCCAGUAGCUAAAAUAUAGGAUUUUAGCCACUAUAUUUAGCAUUACAUAAAGUAUAAAUUAUUUUGCUAUGAAAUUAUUGAGGAUGCAGUCAGAGGUUUACAGAUCAGAUUGGGCUUUUUAACGGUUUAUUUGUUCUUGUUUGAGGGUUAAACGGUUAUAAUGCUGAAUAAAAAUGUC